AUGGCCGAUACAAGACACGUGUGGCUAAUGGACCUGCCACUGUAUUCACUUCAAAACCACGAAACGCCAUCACUCCGUCGUCUGCCCUCGGCGGUGACCUCCACUUUGGAAUUAGAAAUCAAAACCCUAGCUGUCCUUGGAAGAGGAUUUCUGCAAAGCAAUGGCGAGCAGUUGGAGAAGAAGUUUGGGAAACAUGAGGUCGUUCAUUGGGAACUGCAUGGGAGGUCUUAGAGGAGGAAGCAACCUGGCUUCUUGGGUUGUGGCCGGAACCCUAGCCUACUUUCUCUGGGUCAAGCCCUCCCAAGAACUCAGGAGAGAGCAGGAGGAAAGGGCAGCUUUGGCUGCAGCUUCAGAUCCUUACCGUUAUGUUGAGAAACGAAAACCCAUCCCUGAUCCUCAGGAAACUGGUUUAAUAUAUGGAAACAAGAACAGAACUAAUAAGUCUCAGGAUUGAAACUUUUGAGUGUUUUCUUUUUUUGAUGUAGUAAGAGUUGGUUUAUUUUUCAACAUGUUCUUAUGAGAUAGGAGAAAUUUGUAUUUGAAUAAAUUUCAACAAGAAAUAGAGAAUGUAACUAGCACACCAUAUUUGGUUGAUGCCGGAGAAGACCCUCUUUUGAUAACGUCUAUCUGUCAAUCUGCCCAAUUGAAUAAGGAAUAAAAGUAUAGUUUUUUUUUUUUUUU
Molecule: messenger RNA, 681 nt
Organism: Vitis riparia (riverbank grape)
Lineage: Eukaryota; Viridiplantae; Streptophyta; Magnoliopsida; Vitales; Vitaceae
Exons: 4
Coding region: 161-454 (97 amino acids)
Source: RefSeq, a predicted model, not a curated record